UAUCCAUAUUUCUCACAAUGAGCCAAUCAGAUGUUUCGUUCCUUGAAUACCCUCUAUGACUUCAGCAAAAUGGUCGAAGCAGAGCUUUUGACUCGUGGAUGGCAUCUUUCUAAAGAUGGGAUUGAGCGAUGCAAGGAUGGAGUGCCUGCUAUGUCAGUGGAUGCUCUUACAAAGAGAGCUCUGGAUAUUGACCUGAAGCAGAUUGGGUCCAAUGCCCUUCCAGCAGACAUUGGCAAGGCAAAAUCUGACAAGAUCCAGGGUCCAUAUGUGUUGCAGAUUCAGAAAGUGCGUAACAUAGGAGCACCCAAGGCCAAUGAGGAGUCUUCUAUGGCUCCUACACUUCUAAGACUUCAGCUUACUGAUGGUCAUACCACAUGCCUUGGGGUUGUUAUGGAAACAAUAUCCCAAAUUAGUCUGAACACUCCCCCUGGUACCAAAGUGUUAUUAAAGGGCAGUGUGGACAUGACCAAUGGAUUGCUCAUGUUAUCACCCUCAACCCUGAAGGUCUUGGGUGGUAGAGUGGAGGAUAUGGUAGAGAGAUGGGAAGUAGCCAAGCAACUGGCUCACCAUACAAGGACGACUCUGGUUGGAGAAGGUGCACCGCCCCCAUGGGUACCAUUUGGUCAACGUCAUCGGGUUCAAAACCACUCUGACAGUAGGCAGAAGAUAGAUGGACCAGGCAAGAAGCGCACCCUGAACCUUGAUAAGAACCGGGAGCAGACCGAUCAGGAUCGAGAGUUUGAGGAGCAGAGAAAAGCAGCUAUCAAAGAACUGGACCAGGCCAGAGGUCAAGGAGGAAAGAAGUUUGGAGGAGGGGGUACCAAGGCAGGAGGUCAGGAUAAUGACACAAAGGAAAAUCAGGGUGGAACCAGAUCAAGCUAUUCAGACAGGAGAGGAACUGGGUCAAGUGGAGGUGCACUUAGUGAAAACAAUAGGAACAGUCAGUCUUUUGCAAACUAUAGAGAACUGGGUUAUGAGAAAAAGCCAGAUGACAAGUCGAUAUCACAGCUUGUCAGCAUGGGAUUCUCCAAGGAGGAUGCUGUAGCUGCCCUGAAGAAGCACUCGGGAAACCUUGAUGCUGCAGUAGACUCUCUGGUGGGAGGGGGAAGUAACCAAACCAGUGGUGGCAGCGGUGGGAUAACUAAUACAUCAAAUACUAGAAGUAGCUCUGGACCACCACAGAGGGGAAGGGACAGGCCAGAAAGGGGAUCAGGUGGAUUCAAAGGUCGCAGAGGGAGGCGUGGUGAUGAUGAUGAGGAUGAGGAUGCUCCCUCUCAGCCUUCUGCUCCUACAACUCUCUUUGACUUCCUGGAAUCCAAGCUUGGUCCAACUAAAGCAGAAGCAUACAAACCUAAAGAAAAAAAUAGCAGAGACCAUGGAGAGAAAAAUGACCGUUCAGGCCGUUACGAAAGGGAACAGUCCAAAACAGGCAGGGAUGCUAGUGGAAAUAACUUUACCCAUAAUGUCCGGGAGACGCCACCUAGAUUCCAGAAGCUACAAGCUCAGAAACAAGCCCAGAGACAAAUGGGGGACAACCAACCAGGAAACAAAGACAAUCGAGGUGGUAGGAGAGGGGAUAGACAGGAUAGGUAUGAUGAUCGAAGGAGAGAUGGGAAGAAGAAUAACGAAUGGACUAAUGAUAAGGAGGAUGCAUCCCAAGGGUAUAAGAAUGAUUCAAGGUUUAGGAACGAGAGAAAAGACGGAGGGUAUCAAGAUAGGAAUGAUAGAAGGUUUGAUGGACAAUCACGGGGUAGUAAAGCAGAUGAGUAUCAGAAUGAUAAGGGAUACCAGGGAAGGGACAGGAACAGUAGACCCGAAAGGUUCCAAUCUGAUAGGGGAAGGAGCUCCCAGAAAGAUGGCUACCAGAAUGACAAUGGCUACCAAGGACGUGGUAAUCGCCGAUACGAUGGCCAGGGAAAGUCUGGCGAUUCAAGUAGGUACAACAGCAGUAAGAAUGAUAAUACCCCUGAAAAGACAUACCGACUUAUGGAGAGAAAGAAAGACAAUGUUCCAGCGCAGGAGGAAAGUCAAUCUACAAAGAAGAGCAAUGGAAAAGAAACAUCUCAGCAGGAUGGUGUUGGGAACUGGAAAGGGCUUGGUCAAGAGGAGAAUGCCGUGAAGAAUCAGGUUAAUAGUAGAUCAGACUUCCAGCCUCUGAACCAGCAGUCACAACCAUUUAUACCUCAGCAACAGAUGGUUAGUGAUGCAGGGAGGAGGGUUGCUGAUACAACCAACCAGGGUUUGAACCAAGGACCUGUGGUGAGGACUAAAGUCAUGACCAAUGGACCAGAAAUGAUUCCUCAGGGUCAAGGCAUGCCUAUGUUACCGUUUAAGGAAGGAGAUCACUGCCUUUCAAAGUACUGGGAGGAUGGCAAGUUUUAUGAGGCACAAAUAACUGCCAUUCAUCCAUCAGGGAAAACUUGUAUGGUGAAGUUUGUAGAAUAUGGAAACUUUGAGGAGGUGCUAAUCACUGAUAUAAUGCCAUCUCCUGAUCAGCCCUGGACUGCGCCUCCACCACCAAUAGCUGCAGUACAUCACCAACAACAGCAGCAGCCCCCGCAGCAGCAACAGUUCAUGACUCCUGCCCCGCCCUACCCCCAACACUACCAACAACCCCCACCCAUGGCACAGCUUGUCCCUGGUCAAACGCCACUGGUGCCAGACUACGGCAACUAUGACGGGUCGAUGAACAUGACCCUGGAGUUCCGGAAAGGAGGUGAUGGGCCGUUUGUCUCCAAGCAGGGCCAGGAUCCUGGAGGAUACAGGAACGAUAGGCGGAAUCAGAGACCGGCUCAAGCUUUCUACCAACCUCCGCCCAGGAGGUGAUGGAAUAGAUCUUAAUAUGAACUUUAGAGUGACAGUCUCGAGACUAAGGUUGAUUAAAUGCUCUGUCUUGCUGUCACAACUUGUUUGUGGAAUUAAAGCUAGGGAUGGGUAAUCUACAUCAUAUGGAUAACAACUGCUUUGCUAGUGCUAUAAACAAAUUUUUGGUAUUUAAUCUUUGGACCUUCAGAUAAAUUGAAUGUAUCUCUCUCAUAUCUCUUGCAUACAUACUUCUUCAGAUUAUUUUCGGAGUAUAUCAUGGAUGAGAUGUUGAAAUGAUCAUUUUAGCUGGAAGGUCCUCACAAUUCUGAGUCCUCAUGAAUCCUGAUAGGUUUGGUCUACAGGAAAAUUGUUGGACAAAUUCUGAAAACAUAUAUAUGCCAUUGUUGAAUUAUGUACUCAAUAAAUUAAUAUUAUAAUAAUUUUCAUUCUUAGUGUUCAAUACAUA
Molecule: messenger RNA, 3271 nt
Organism: Lytechinus variegatus (green sea urchin)
Lineage: Eukaryota; Metazoa; Echinodermata; Echinoidea; Temnopleuroida; Toxopneustidae
Gene: tdrd3
Product: tudor domain-containing protein 3-like
Exons: 13
Coding region: 31-2826 (931 amino acids)
Biological process (GO): mRNA processing
Cellular component (GO): cytoplasm; nucleus
Molecular function (GO): protein binding; RNA binding
Source: RefSeq, a predicted model, not a curated record